UCACGUAUCGUUUUUUAAAAUGGCGUCGCUCGUGUAAACUCGCCUUGUUUAUAUUACGUUGUACAGAAGAAUAACCUUAAAACACGAGGUUAUCUAUUGAUAAGGUAACCCCUUUUUGUUUCUUUAUCAAAACGUAACGACCUUGUCUCUUUGUUAAGCAGAAGUGCUUCUGGAGGAAACGUAACGCUCUUUUCUGUCGCACUUGCUACGACGUGACCACCGCCAGGUUGUUACCACCGUUACCACCGCCAGGUUGAGUCAUGGAGGAGCCGAGUCAGAGUAACGAUAUUCAGGGGAACACGGAGGGCAACGUGGGCCUGGACGAGCCCAAAAAGAUGACCCGGGAGGACUGGAGGAAGAAGAAGGAGUUGGAGGAGCAGAGGAAGCUGGGAAACGCUCCAGCUGAGGUGGACGAAGAGGGCAAAGACAUAAACCCACACAUCCCCCAGUAUAUUUCCUCAGUGCCGUGGUAUAUCGACCCAUCCAAAAGACCUACACUUAAACAUCAAAGACCACAGUUUGAAAUUCAGGAGGAGUUUUCUGCCAUUGGAGAAUGGUAUAAAAGAGGAGUGCAAGAGAACAACGUUACAACUAAAUAUCGUAAGGGUGCCUGUGAGAACUGUGGCGCAAUGACGCACAAGAAAAAGGACUGCUUGGAGCGCCCCAGAAAAGUUGGGGCUAAAUUCACGGGCACCCGCAUCGCACCGGAUGAACAUUCUCAGAUCCAACUCCACCUGGACUACGAUGGAAAGCGAGAUCGCUGGAAUGGCUACAACCCUGAGGAACACCAGCGCAUCGUGGAGGAGUACGCCAAAGUAGAUCUGGCCAAAAGGACACUAAAGGCUCAUAAGCUUCAGGAUGAGUUGGCUUCAGGAAAACUGGACCAAUCAGAGCGCGAACAUGACAGCGAGGACGAGGAUGAAGAUAAAUACGCAGAUGAUGUCGACAUGCCGGGUCAGAACUUUGACUCCAAGAGAAGAAUCACCGUCAGGAAUUUGCGUAUCAGAGAAGACACAGCUAAAUACUUGCGGAACCUGGAUCCAAACUCUGCCUACUACGAUCCAAAGACGCGAGCAAUGAGAGAGAACCCGUACUCCAGCACAGGCAUGAACCCAGACGAAGUGGGGUAUGCUGGGGACAACUUUGCCCGCUAUACUGGAGACACCAUAACCAUGGCUCAGACGCAAAUGUUCGCUUGGGAAGCCUACGAGAGGGGCUCCGAGGCGCAUCUACAGGCCGACCCCACCAAGCUGGAGCUGCUUCAUCGGUCCUUUAAGGUCAAGAAGGAGGACUUUAAAGAGCAACAGAGGGACAGCAUCCUGGAGAAGUAUGGAGGCCAGGAGCACCUGGACGCGCCCCCCCGAGAGCUGCUGUUGGCUCAGACAGAAGACUACGUGGAGUACUCCCGUCACGGCGCUGUGUUGAAAGGUCUUGAGAAAGCCAUCGCUCGCUCCAAGUACGAAGAAGACGUACUCAUCAACAACCACACCUGUAUUUGGGGCUCCUACUGGAAAGAUGGCUUCUGGGGAUACAAGUGCUGCCACUCCAUGGUCAAGCAGAGUUACUGCACGGGCGACACUUUGAUUGGAAUUAGCAACACAGAGUGUGUUCCAUUUGAAGACGGUAUGAACCAGCCACUGGAGGAAGAGGAGGAGGAACCCAAGACUCUGCUUGAGAUGCAUCAGGAAAAAAUGAAAGAGAAGAAGAAGAAGAAGAAGAAGAGAAGGAAGAAUAAUAAGAACAAGAAGCCUGUCUCUGACAGCAGUGAUUCAGAGGAUGAAGAGAAGAAGAAAGAGAAGUUGAACAAGGCUCUGGAGGCAGAAGACAAGCGUGUGAAGCAUGUGGAAGCAAUGAUGCAGGUGGACGAGAGGAAGAGGCCGUACCAAAGCCUGCAGGAAGUGAAGGCCCCCACAGAGGAGGAGAUGGAGGCAUUCCGCAUGAAACGCUGCCGGGCGGAUGAUCCCAUGGCUUCCUUUCUCGGACAAUGACCUCUUCUUUUUCCUCGCUUCCAAGCUUUUUCUUCUACCCUUUUAGAGCUGUUGCUCUGUGGAACGGUGUCCCAAACCCAAAUUAUUCAACUGCAAGAAACACCAAGUGUCUCUUAGUUUGGAGCACAUUUUUUGUGAUUUUCUGUUGCACCAGGACUAAUAUUGGUGGCUGGGCAGUUCAUUUUCUAUAGAAGACAUGUUUUUUUAAGUAUUGUAGUCAAACCAAACUAGUCAUACGGUAAAGUUCCCAUUUCAGUCAAUAUUUUUGGUAAUAUGAUUGUGAAUAUUCAUUAGUUUCACGGACAUUUAUGCUAAGAGCCCAAAUCCCUUAAAAACAUAGUUUUAAGGACCAUCAAUGCCAUUUUUGAAAACAUUUCUUGUAUAUUAAAUAUUACACAUUGAUCAAUCAAUCAAUCAAUCAAUCAAUCAAUGUUUAUUUAUAUAGCCCUAAAUCACAAGUGUCUCAAAGGGCUGCACAAGCCACAACGACAUCCUCGGUACAGAGCCCACAUACGGGCAAGGAAAAACUCACCCCAGUGGGACGUCGAUGUGAAUGACUAUGAGAAACCUUCAACUGGAAACACCAUUAAUGAAAAGAAGUGAUGAGUAAAUGACACACUCACUAGCUGAUACUGUGUUGGUGUUUCUUAAAGGUCAUCCGCCAUCUGCUCGAUUAAAAAAAAGUCACUACUUGGGACCUGCAAAAAAAAUUGUUAAUUUGCAAAUAUGAUUGUUGUUUUUUUCUAAAUAAAAAGAUGUGCAGAAAGGAAUACGAACUGCACAAUUUUGGUCAAUUAGCCAAAUAAUAAACAAGAAAAGAAGAACAUUUAACUUAUGUGACGCUGUAAGAUUAAAAUUAUCGCACACUUUUGAAUUUUUCCUUUUCCUCGGUGCCAUUUAUUGCUUUUUUU
This is a messenger RNA of Entelurus aequoreus (snake pipefish), 2899 nucleotides long. RefSeq names its product pre-mRNA-splicing factor SLU7-like. Gene Ontology annotation, cellular component: spliceosomal complex. The record is from RefSeq and is a predicted model, not a curated record. Gene Ontology annotation, biological process: mRNA splicing, via spliceosome. Lineage: Eukaryota; Metazoa; Chordata; Actinopteri; Syngnathiformes; Syngnathidae. The transcript is spliced from 14 exons. Bases 261 to 1988 code for a protein of 575 amino acids. Gene Ontology annotation, molecular function: pre-mRNA 3'-splice site binding.